This is a messenger RNA of Ceratotherium simum simum (southern white rhinoceros), 2451 nucleotides long. It is a transcript of the gene PJA1, whose product is annotated as praja ring finger ubiquitin ligase 1. Gene Ontology annotation, molecular function: ubiquitin protein ligase activity. Gene Ontology annotation, cellular component: cytoplasm; nucleus. The record is from RefSeq and is a predicted model, not a curated record. Lineage: Eukaryota; Metazoa; Chordata; Mammalia; Perissodactyla; Rhinocerotidae. Gene Ontology annotation, biological process: ubiquitin-dependent protein catabolic process; protein ubiquitination.
CCACACCUGUCAUUUUCAUACUCACAUUCAGAAUGGGUCUCAUUCUGACACUCACACCUCUUCCCAAUGUCACUGUCACAUGCUCCUUCCCCCUACAAACACAGACAUCUCUCCACUGCAUGAUUGCUGGUCCCCCUUCCACCUGCUCCUCUCCUCCUGCUAGACACAUAGGCACUCCUGCACACAUGGUGAUCUAUAUUUUCCACCCUUUUCCAAUUUGCAUUUCUCCUGUGUGUCUGCAGGGCUCCAAAAAACGCAGACACCCCGUAAAAAACCUGCAGCAGCCUUUCUUCUUCCCAUGUUGGCACAAUUCCACAGUACUUCACCCCCCUUCCAAGCAUCCAGUCACCCCCCCGUCUUCUGUCAGAUUCUCCUCUAAGUGUGGCUUUCCUGCAAAUCCAGUUUUGUAAUCAUUUUGCCAACAUUAAAAAUGUGUUCCAGGUCUACACCUGACAGUCACUGGAAUGCUACUCCAGGCCUUAGAAGAAAGUGAAACUAAUUUAAAAGGCCCCUUAUUCUUUCUGUUACCUGCCUGCUGAAGUGAAAGUAAAUCUCCCUGCUCCUUUAUUCUGAACUGAUUUGACUUUCCCAUCUCCAAAGUGUGUACAGGGAGCAGGAGCCUUUCCACUCGAGCCCCAGCUGUAUUGGAAACCCUCCUAAGUCAGAGCAAUGGGUCAGGAAUCUAGCAAGCCUGUAUGGCCCAAGCCAGCAGGAGGGUAUCAGUCCAACACAGGCAGGAGGUAUGGAAGGAGGCAUGCUUAUGUCAGUUUCAGGCCGUCCACGAGCCAGCAGGAAAGAAUUUCCAGCCAGAGAAAGACGACAUCUGAAGUCUCAAUGCACAGAUCAGCCCCCAGUCAAACCACCAAGAGGAGCCGCUCGCCAUUUUCCACCACUCGUCGUAGUUGGGACGACAGUGAGAGCUCGGGAACCAGCCUGAAUGUUGACAAUGAGGACUACACCAGUACUUCCAGGUGGAGGGAUACUGCCAACACUGAUGACGGCCACUCGGAUAGCCUAGCCAAAAGAGGCAGAGGCGAGAGUUCAAGUGGCUACUCUGAGCCUGAGUACCCUGAAGACAAGAGGGAAGCCAGGAAUGACCAAGUGAAACCAGAAAAGGUGCCGAGAUGGCGACGAACCAUGGCUGACCCUGACUUCUGGACGUACAGCGAUGAUUACUACAAAUAUUUUGAUGAAGACUCUGACAGUGACAAAGAGUGGACUGCUGCUCUGCGUCGGAAAUAUCGAGGUCGGGAGCAAAAUCUGUCAUCCAGUGGUGAAAGCUGGGAGACUCUGCCAGGGAGAGAAGAGCAUGAACCUGAGCAAGCCAGAGUGAAUGCCAGUGCCAGUGCUAGCGCCAGCCCCAGUGCUAGUGUCAGUGCUGACAGCAAUGAACUUGAAGAAGUUCGAGGACCAUCUCUUCAGGAGGAGGAGCGGGCAUCCCCAGAAGAAGAAGUUCCUUGGCUUCAAUACAAUGAAAAUGAGAGUAGCAGUGAGGGGGAUAAUGAUUCUGGUCAGGAGUUUCUGCAGCCUGGAGUGUUCAUGCUGGAUGGAAACAACAACCUUGAAGAUGACUCCAGUGUGAGUGAAGACCUAGAAGUGGAUUGGAGCCUCUUUGAUGGGUUUGCAGAUGGGUUGGGGGUGGCCGAAGCCAUUUCCUAUGUGGAUCCUCAGUUCCUCACGUACAUGGCACUUGAAGAACGCCUGGCCCAGGCAAUGGAAACUGCCCUUGCACACUUGGAGUCUCUCGCGGUGGAUGUGGAGGUGGCCAAUCCACCAGCGAGCAAGGAGAGCAUCGACGCUCUUCCCGAGAUCUUGGUCACUGAAGAUCACAGUGCGGUGGGGCAGGAAAUGUGUUGCCCUAUCUGUUGUAGUGAAUAUGUGAAGGGGGAGGUGGCAACCGAGCUGCCGUGCCACCACUAUUUCCACAAGCCGUGCGUGUCCAUCUGGCUUCAGAAGUCAGGCACCUGCCCUGUGUGCCGCUGCAUGUUCCCUCCCCCACUCUAAGACCAAGGCUCUUUACUCCUGGUCUGAUGAUUUUCCCCAUCUGAAAUCCACAAUACUGCAGGAGCCCUCUCGAAAUUAACAAUUGAAAUGAAACCAAUCAGUCGAUUAAUCUACACCUGUUGAUUUCUUGUGAUUAUUUCCAAUGUGAAAACGAUUGUAUACGAUUGUAUUAAAAUUCAUAUUGUAUUUUAGAGGUUAGAAAGGGAAAACUAAACUUUCUAAAUGCUACUUGAGAUUGCAGUGAGAACAUACAUUUUCUAGCCUGAAAGUUGAAAUAAAUUGCAUUUGUUUUCUUCAGUAGAAUAUGUUGUUGUUAAUUGUAACGUCAGGUUUAUCUGUUAAAUAUGUCCAAAAGGCAUCAUCAUUUCUGUUGCAUGUUAUGGGUUAAUGUUCCUGUAAUUGCAGUGCUGUAAAAGCUUAUUAAAGUUCUUUUGGUUUUACAUGGUA